Messenger RNA from Rhea pennata, 505 nucleotides. It is a transcript of the gene PTRHD1, whose product is annotated as peptidyl-tRNA hydrolase domain containing 1. NCBI's taxonomy places the organism in Eukaryota, Metazoa, Chordata, Aves, Rheiformes, Rheidae. The transcript has 2 exons. Bases 30 to 404 code for a protein of 124 amino acids. Gene Ontology annotation, molecular function: peptidyl-tRNA hydrolase activity. The record is from RefSeq and is a predicted model, not a curated record.
CCGGCAGGCCCCGCGCGCCGUACGGCGGUAUGGCGGCGCCCGGCGAGGCGGCGCUGGUGCAGUACGUGGUGCUGCGGGGCGACCUGCGCCGCGCGCCGCUGUCGUGGCCGCUGGGCGCGCUCGUGGCGCAGGGCUGCCACGCCGCGCUGGCCGCCGCGCACGCGCACCGCGACCACCCGGACACGCGCGCCUACCUGGCGGAGGGCGGCGCCAUGCGCAUCGUGGUGCUGGAGGCGGCGGACGAGGCGGUGCUGCGGGCGCUGGCGGAGAGGCUGCGGCGGCUCGGCCUGGACCACGCGCUCUGGACGGAGCAGCCCGAGGCCGCGGCCACGUGCCUGGCGCUGCGGCCCUACCCCCGGCGCGAGGUGCGGCCCCACCUCCGGGCGCUCCCGCUGCUGCGCUGAGCCGCGUCCCGGGCGCGCGGAGCUCCCGCUCCCCGGGCAGGAGGCGCCGCGGGGCGCGCCCGACCCUCUUCCGCACCAUUAAAAAAAAAUAUCCCCCCCGC